CAUGACUACCAACAUUCCAUUCCAUGGUAAACUAAACCUCUAUCUCUUUUCCUCUAAUUGACGUGCUGGUUAACUGUCAAUACUCCAUUGCAUCCAUCCCUGUCUUCAUCCCCCCUCGCAGGAAUCUACAGAACCACAUACCAUUUGCGGAAUCAUUAUCGCAUCCAAACCCUCCUAGCAAGACGAAAAGAUGGUACGUGGCCCCGUCUGAUUGUUUGUUGCUCAGCAAUCCCUUUAUAUGGUGGCGAGAGAAACAUGGCCAGCGAGGUGGAGGAUCUGGAUCUUGGAGGAAGUGGUUGUUUACUUCCUACUGGAUUUGGGGGCAUUCGGUUCCAAUGAAUCGAUUGGAUUGAAUUGCCGCCCCUCAACCUCAUGCGCAUUCCCUGGUUCGCCCUAUUCCGCCAUUCCAUCAAUUCCCUCGUUAUUUUCCCUAAAUCACCCCAUACUCGUUUCCUCCCCCUCCCCCACAUCCUUCUUUGAUCCCGUCGCUUUCCUUUGUUGAAGAUCGCAUUUGCCAUUCAGAAUGGCCGGCUCACAUAAUAUCGACGAUGAUCAGGCCUCUACCAACUACAAGGAAGCGUUCUCUCUCUUCGACAAGCGCGGCACCGGCAAGGUCACCCUGGAGUCACUCGGUGAUCUCUUGCGCGCAUGCGGCCAGAAUCCUACCCUCGCUGAAAUUGCCGAUCUAGAGAAGAGCCUCGGCGGAGAUUUCGACUUCGACUCCUUCCUGAAGGUUCUCAACCGACCGGGUGGUUUCCGUGAUCCCGGCGAAGCCGAAGAAUACUGCCGUGGAUUCCAGGUGUUCGAUAAGGAUAUGACCGGGUUUAUUGGGGUCGGUCAGCUUCGAUACAUUCUGACGAACUUGGGCGAGAAGAUGUCGGAUGAGGAAGUUGAUGAGCUGCUCAAGGCUGUUGACACUAGCUCAGGCGAGAUUAAUUAUACCGACCUCGUCCGCACGAUUCUGGCCAACUGAUGAUUGAUACACGAUACCCUAUGUUCUAUGAUAUUACGAGAAUCGCUCGAGGGGACGGAGUUGGGCUCAGUUUCAGUUCGUUUGUAUUGUAUAUCGGGUUCACAUGAUAUGGAUAGCACAACAGCAAUGAUAUAGCAUAAACAUUUACAUA
Messenger RNA from Aspergillus alliaceus, 1124 nucleotides. RefSeq names its product putative cytokinesis EF-hand protein Cdc4. The transcript is spliced from 4 exons. The coding region runs from base 524 to 973 and encodes 149 amino acids. Gene Ontology annotation, cellular component: myosin II complex. Gene Ontology annotation, biological process: mitotic actomyosin contractile ring assembly. The record is from RefSeq and is a predicted model, not a curated record. Gene Ontology annotation, molecular function: calcium ion binding. NCBI's taxonomy places the organism in Eukaryota, Fungi, Ascomycota, Eurotiomycetes, Eurotiales, Aspergillaceae.